Messenger RNA from Saccostrea cuccullata (small rock oyster), 903 nucleotides. RefSeq lists its product as uncharacterized. NCBI's taxonomy places the organism in Eukaryota, Metazoa, Mollusca, Bivalvia, Ostreida, Ostreidae. The transcript is spliced from 7 exons. The record is from RefSeq and is a predicted model, not a curated record. The coding region runs from base 1 to 903 and encodes 300 amino acids.
AUGCAUUUGAAAGAAGAAUAUGCAUUUAUCACCAUACUCUUUUUCGGUGCUUUCCUGGGAUUUUCAGACGGGUCUUGUGUUCUGCCGUGGGCCGGAGUGUGGUAUGACAGUGCCUUUCCUGACAAUGAUGUCACAUUUGACAACAGUUCCCAGUCAGUAUUGGGAUGGAAGAUCCAGGCGUACAGCACAGAAGGGACGAAUUGGGUCUGUCUUGAGGAGAGCCAAGUGGACAAUAAACUGUUGUUUAGAUCACUGACAAAUUUCGGAAUAUUUUCAAUUCCAAUUUUUAUGUUUCGAUGUAUCAGAUGGACCAAAAUAUCGGAUGAUGCCUAUCUGUAUUAUGUUUUAGCAGAUGAACAGACUAACAUUGCAAAUCAAAGAUUAUACGCCGAAGCCUCCGACACUAACUUGACUAUUGAAACAGCGUGCUCAGCGACAAAUCCACCAGAAACUAACGAAUUCCACGUUAUCGUGAGGAAAGGUAGGGAGUCAUCUGCCAGACAGAAUUGUCCCUCCCUUCUCUUACACAAUUUUACUUACAUCCAUGACAACGGAACGAUGACGUCAUGUGAUCCCGCCAAUGGUUCAGCAGAUGGUUGUAGCAAUAGACAACAGAUUGAAUUUGACUUCUCUCAAUGUAACACAGCGGUUGGUUUUUCUGCUGGUGGGGUAUAUUACUGCCUUCACUCUGAGACGGUCGGACCUGUACAGUACGCUCUGACCAUUACUCCAGAAUCUGUGGAUUAUCAAAAGACGUUUAAAUUCACAUGCUUUGUUUUACAACAGAGUGGAUCAUAUAUUUACGCCAGCGACACCAAAGGGAGCUGCAAAAGAACACAGUCGCCUUUCUCCAAGGAAACCGAUGGCACUGGUUUCCUAAAGCUGUUGUCUUUCGGUAAAUGA